AUGAGUAAUAAAGUUGGAGAUAAUAUGUAGCAAAAUUUAAGUGAUCUCAUUAAAUAAAUUGAUGUAAUGAAAACCAAAAAGGUUUAAAUUGACUAAGAAAUAUAUGCAGAAUAGUAAUAAUUAAUGAAAACAGAAUAAGAAUUAUAAAUACUUACCAAUCGCCUCAAUGAAUUAGAAGAAUUUUUGGUAAAAAAGUAAAAUGAAAAAUCAGAAUUAAAUAACACAAUUGUUUAAACAGAGAUGGCUAGAAAUAAGAUUGCUGAAUCAUAUAAAAACUAUUUAAACUUUCUACAGUAGUAAAAAAUACAUCAUUUAUCAUCCUAAUAAUGA
Tetrahymena thermophila SB210 is the source of this 330-nucleotide messenger RNA. Its product is annotated as 13 kDa deflagellation-inducible protein, putative. The transcript has 3 exons. NCBI's taxonomy places the organism in Eukaryota, Ciliophora, Oligohymenophorea, Hymenostomatida, Tetrahymenidae. The record is from RefSeq and is a predicted model, not a curated record. Gene Ontology annotation, cellular component: centrosome; ciliary basal body.